GUGCUGUUUCACGUAUGGCGCACAUGAAGGCUGGUCUACAAUACAUGGAGUUAAAGGAAGAUGAAGCGAAACGGAGCGUAUUUUAACCUACGCCUAUGCUGCGCUGCAGAUAUCAGCUGAUCGCUCUCGGCGGCGGCUGCACCGUGUUGCACUUUUCAUGAAAAAUAUAACGCGUGCGUGAAAUGAAUGGUCAGGCGCCAAAAAAAAGAGGUGAAAUGAAUGACGAAAGCGAAUUUGCGUAAUUGAGCAAAAUUACGUCGGAACUGCGACUGACGAGAGAGAUCUGGAUUCUUGUGCACAUCUCGUGCACACGUUGCAUCGACGUAUGAAAGAGAUAGCUUGCCAAUCGAUGGAUUUCAGCGCGACGUAGUCGCGAUACCAAACUGUGAUAAAUAGCAGCUUCAGACACUUGGACGGGUCCGCUUUAAGAGUCCAAAGUCCCCGGAGGUUAUAUCGCGAUCGUUGAAUUCAUUUCUAUACCGAAAUGACGCCGAUAUUGUGCAUGCGUGCCGGCCUUGCCGCAGGCCGGAGGCUCCCUUCGCCUAGGGUGGCCAAGGGAAGCUACGCGACGUACGUCCAGGGCCAGUCCCCUCAGCCCCGCGUGCGAGAGUACUUCUACUACAUCGAUCAUCAAGGCAUGCUGUUCCUGGAUGACGUCCGCAUAAGAAACUUCACCUCUUGCUUCAAAGACAAGAAGUUCCUGGCAUUCUUCUUCAAACGCCUGGGUAGAAACAACACCGGACGUUACACGCAGGACUUUCCGUUCUUGUCGAUCUGCGGCCUGGAGAGGAAUUUCGUGCGAUGCGACGACCUGCCGUUGGUCUUCACGAAGGUGAUCCAGAAACGCAACGCGGAGACCGGCGCGGACGAGGACUGGUUCAGUUACGCGCACGCGGACGACUUGUUAAUGGUGCCAUUUGAGCCGCAAAGAUUGUUUAUGAACGUUAAGACGGGAAGAGUGUAUCAUCCCGCGCCGAAGAAAGCGGGUGGGAUCGGCUUGGUGAGAUCCAAUCUGGCGAUCGAAUUCAGCGCUCUGUUCAACUUCGAGAACGGCGAGGGGAAUGCGCCGACGAAGUUUGUCUGGAGAGACAAGCGGCACCAGCUCGAUAUGGAAUGGUACAGAGACAAGCUAUCAUGACUGGGAUGCUCGAA
Molecule: messenger RNA, 1152 nt
Organism: Vollenhovia emeryi
Lineage: Eukaryota; Metazoa; Arthropoda; Insecta; Hymenoptera; Formicidae
Product: UPF0598 protein CG30010
Exons: 6
Coding region: 485-1138 (217 amino acids)
Source: RefSeq, a predicted model, not a curated record